Molecule: messenger RNA, 636 nt
Organism: Gilbertella persicaria
Lineage: Eukaryota; Fungi; Mucoromycota; Mucoromycetes; Mucorales; Choanephoraceae
Exons: 4
Cellular component (GO): plasma membrane
Source: RefSeq, a predicted model, not a curated record
GGUGAUGGCAUUAGUCCAGCACAAGGCUUUGUUGGCACCCUGUGUGUUAUCGUUGGGCUUUACUUUGCUAUCUUUGGCUAUCGUUUCUUCCGUCCUACAUUGGGGCUUAUUGGCUUUGUCUUUUUUGCUACCAUGACAUGGAUUGGCCUUGUCAAUAAUGAACCUGCUGGUGGCUAUCCCUUAGGUGAUGUAAUUUAUAUCUGUGUGAGUGCUGGUCUUGGUAUUUUAGGCGCCAUCAUCUUGAUCUUUUUGUACCCUCUAGGUGUCUACUGUCUUGCAUGUCUUGGAGGGUUUUAUGUAGCCGUUUAUAUCCUUUCUUGGAAAGAAGAUUUAGUCAUCACGAUAGUAAUGGCCCGCGUGUGCUUUAUUAUUGGACUUUCUUUACUUGGUCCCAUUCUGUUGUACUUUGUUGAGACAUACAUGGUCAUUUUCUCCACAUCAUUGAUGGGCGCGUAUUUGUUUCAUUUUGGCCUUGAUUUCUUUGCACAUACAGGUUUUAUUAACCCUUGGUUAUUGAUCUUUGAUGGUAAUCCAAACCAUCAUAAUGUGUAUCUGAUAAGCAAACCUAUCAAUGUUAUGCUUGCCUUUGUGAUUGUUGGUACAGUUGUCUUUAUUGGAUGGCAGUACUACUGGAAC